Molecule: messenger RNA, 3917 nt
Organism: Ochotona curzoniae (black-lipped pika)
Lineage: Eukaryota; Metazoa; Chordata; Mammalia; Lagomorpha; Ochotonidae
Product: ubiquitin-associated protein 2-like
Exons: 29
Coding region: 439-3816 (1125 amino acids)
Cellular component (GO): nucleus; cytoplasm
Molecular function (GO): protein binding
Source: RefSeq, a predicted model, not a curated record
CAUUGAAUCAUAGUACUAUGCAGGUUUUUUUUUAGACCCAUGUUAAACAGUCUUAAUUUUUUAAGUAUACUUUGAAUGAGGUGUGGUAAAAUAGUUUUAAACUUGAGGUAACCUGGUAUCUCCUGCAGUUUAAGAACCCGAGCUAUGUGUGUUUGAGUUCCUACUAGAUUAUUUUUAGAAUCUCUUGCUCUUGUCUGUUUCUAUUCUGAGAACUCCCUUGGACUCUUCCAGGAUAGUAGAACUCAAGAGGGUGAUAGAAGGGAUGAAGCACAAGUGUGAACCGAAUUGCUAUGGUGUGACGACUGGAUGGUGCGAAGUGUGCCUCUUUACUGCAAAUAGUACUGUUUCCAGAAAGGAGGACAAAGAAUUUUUUUUCCAAAUGACAAUAUAGUUGAAGGUUUUCUGUUUUGUACAUACGUUAUUUUGUAUAUACUGUAUAUGAUGACUUCAGUGAGCAGUGACCGUUGCCGCAGUGCUCGGGAAAAACCCCAGAUUUCAACAACACAGGCAACACAGCCGCAGAAACAAGUGGUGCAGGCAACAGCUGAACAGAUGCGUCUUGCUCAAGUGAUCUUUGAUAAGAAUGAUUCAGAUUUUGAAGCUAAAGUUAAACAGCUUAUGGAAGUGACGGGAAAAAAUCAAGAUGAAUGCAUUGUGGCCCUACAUGACUGUAAUGGAGAUGUGAACAAAGCUAUCAAUAUAUUGCUGGAAGGGAAUUCAGACACGACUUCCUGGGAGACUGUAGGGGGCAAGAAGAAAAACUUGGGGAAAGAAAAUUUAGAAAACAAAGAAAAUAGAGAGAAAAGAAAUGAGAGAGAACCAAGUCGAGGACGUGGCAACACCAACAGGAAAGGAAGAGGUGGCAAUCGUUCCAGAGAAUUUAGAGGUGAAGAGAAUGGAAUUGAUUGCAGUCAAGGGGACAAAUCUUCAGAUCGUGGGAAGCGAGCACGUGGUAGAGGAUUUGGACGUGGUAGAGGGAGAGGGGCAGGAAGGUUUUCAACGCAAGGCAUGGGGACUUUUAAUCCUGCGGACUAUUCAGAUUCUACAUCUUCAGAUGGAUGUGGGGCAAAGGCGGUGAUUUGGGAAACUGCUCAGAAUGGAGCUCAUGAAGGAAGUGAACUGGCAUCCAAUGAUCACAGCAUAGUUCAGGAUCUGCCAAACAAAAAUUCUUACAAAGGUGCCUGGAAGAAUUCUGUGGAGGAAUGGACAACGGAAGACUGGACUGAGGAUCUUUCUGAAACAAAGGUAUUCACUUCCUCAUCUGUUCCAGGAGAGAAUCAGACCACACCUGGGCAAAGUAUUGAUCUGGUGGCCUUGCUGCAGAAGUCUGUUCCUCCCAGCCAAGCUUCAGAAGCCAGCUCCUUUGAAGCUUCACAGCAGCCGGGCUUUAGCCAAGCCCUCGUCUUCACCAAUUCUCAACACAACACUCAGAUGGCAUCAGGGACUGGCAGCCCCUUGGCUGCCAACUCCUACUCUCCUCAGAGUCUGUCAUCCGUUCUUGGCUCAGGAUUUGGAGAGCUUGCACCAUCCAAAAUGGCAAACGUCAGUAGCUCCCAGAUUUUGGACCAGUUGAAAGUUCCAAGUUUGGGCCAGUUUACCACCAACCCAAGUUCACAACAGAAUAGUACGAGCCCCCCCACGACUACUACUUCCUGGGACCUCAAGCCUUCAGCACCCCAGUCCUCUGUCCUUAGUCAUUUUGACUUCAAAUCUCAGCCUGAGCCAUCCCCAGUCCUUAGCCAGUUGAGCCAGCGGCAACAGCACCAGACCCAGGCCAUCCCCACUCCUCCCCCUGGUUUGGAGUCCUUUCCUUCUCAGGCAAAACUCCAAGAACCUGUGCCUGGAGACAGCGCCUCCACUGUGAACAAACUGUUGCACCUUCCCAGUGUGACUGUGGAAAACAUCGCUGUGUCUGCCCACCAGCCACAGCCCAAACACAUGAAACUGCCCAAGCGGCGGAUACCUCCAGCUUCUAAGAUUCCUGCUUCUGCGGUGGAAAUGCCUGGCUCAGCAGAUGUCACAGGAUUAAAUGUCCAGUUUGGGGCAUUGGAGUUUGGAUCAGAACCCUCUCUCUCUGAAUUUGGAUCAGCUCCAUGUAGUGAAGAUAGUAAUCAGAUUCCCAUCAGCUUAUAUUCAAAAUCUUUAAGUGAUCCUUUGAAUACCUCUUUACCAAUGACCAGUGCAGUACAGAACUCCACCUAUACAACUUCAGUCAUUACCUCCUCCAGCCUGACCAGCUCAUCCCUGAGCUCCACUAGUCCAGUAACAACGUCUUCCUCCUAUGACCAGAGUUCUGUGCGUAACAGGAUCGCAUACCAAAGCUCUGUGAGUCCGUCGGAUUUAGCCCCUGCUGGAACAGUCGCGAAUGGACAUGGUGGCGAUCGGGGUCAGCAGACACUAGAUGCUCCAAAGACGACAGACGCUGCCUCGGCCCUUCCAGCUGUGGGCCCCCUGCCCAGCUCCACCUCAUGCACUGCGCCUCUGCCCUCCAGCUCCCAGCACACUGCCAGUCUGCCCUCCCUGACCCAACCUGGCAGCCCUCUCUCUCAGCUAAGCAGCUCCCUCUCCAGCCAUCCGAGCAGCCUGCCCUCCUCGCAUGCAGCCCUCUCUGUGAGCACCUCCCACACACAUGCCAGUGUGGAGAGUGUCCCAUCCCUGCAGCCCUCUGCCACGUUCUCUACAACAGCCACCUCUGCCUCGAGUGCCACCUCCUCAGGAGCCAGCCUGCCCAGCAACAUGAACGUAGCCACCAGCCUCUGCCUGGGUGGGGGUGCCGGGAGUGCACUGAGCAGCGGGGCCAGGGCCGCACCCCUGGUGACCUCAGGCAAGCCGCCCCCAAAUCUGCCCCAGGGGCUGCCACCCUUGCUGCCCAGCCAGUACCUUGUGGGCCCUGGAGGACUGCUUCCUGCCUACCCGAUCUACGGCUACGAUGAGCUCCAGAUGCUGCAGUCCCGGCUGCCCAUGGAUUACUACGGGGGGAUUCCCUUCGCCGCCCCCACAGCUCUUGCAGGCCGAGAUGGGAGCUUAAUUAAUAACCCCUAUUCAGGUGAUGUCACCAAGUUUGGCCGAGGUGACUCCGCAUCACCUGCACCUGCCACUACACUAGCUCAGCCCCAGCAGGGCCAGUCCCAGGCCCACCACACUGCGCAACAGCCUUUCCUGAAUCCUGCGCUGCCGCCUGGCUACAGCUACACUGGCCUGCCCUACUACACAGGCAUGCCCGGUGCCUUCCAGUAUGGGCCCACAAUGUUUGUUCCUCCAGCGUCAGCCAAGCAGCACGGUGUGAACCUCAGCACGCCCAGCACCCCUUUCCAGCAGACCAGCGGCUAUGGCCAGCACAGCUACAGCACAGGUUACGACGACCUGACCCAGGGUACAGCGGCCGGAGACUACACGAAGGCUGGCUAUGGCGGUGCAGCACAGGCUCCCAGCAAGUCUGCGGGGUCUGGGUCUGCCAAAGGAGUGUCGGUGUCUUCAAGCACCGCUGGCCUCCCUGAUAUGGCUGGGUCUGUCUACAACAAGACUCAGACUUUUGACAAGCAGGGAUUUCAUGCAGGGACCCCUCCGCCUUUCAGCCUGCCUUCAGCCUUAGGCUCCACAGGGCCCUUGGCCCCUGGGGCAGCCCCUGGCUAUGCGCCCCCACCUUUCCUGCACAUCUUGCCUGCUCACCAGCAGCCCCACUCGCAGCUGCUGCACCACCACCUCCCGCAGGAUGCCCAGAGUGGCUCGGCCCAGCGCAGCCAGCCCAGCUCCCUGCAGCCCAAGUCUCAAGCCUCCAAAGCCACCUAUGGCAACUCUCCAUACUGGACAAACUGAACCUGAACCUGAAGAUGGGGGGUCUGGGGUGGGGUCUCCCUGGGCAAGAGUGAGCACAUGGAGCAGAUACCUGGGAGCCCAGCACCCUUUCCUACAACUCC